ACAUACACACAGUACGAGAGAGGGCGGGCUCAGUGAAUUGGGAUUUCAGCCUCCCUCCUCAGUUGACUGUCUGAAAGAGAGAGAGAGAGAGGGAUCAGAGAGGGACUAUAAGAGGAGAGAAAGAGAAGGGGAGCACUGAAACGUGAAGUCAGAGGACAAAUCAAGACAUAACCAAGACGUACGCGAGACACGGAGGGAGCAGAGGAGUGAGGAGCUGAAUCAUUAAGAGGAGAGAGAGACACUGCAGCCUCAUUCAGACUGAUGAGAAGAAGAGUUCAGUCAGUCGGUCAGUCAGUAGUAGAGAACUUGGAGCUGCUGCAGUGAAAGCAAGUGGACUAAAUUUCCCUGGGUCACCAGAAGGGACCACAGUAAACUCUCUUUCUCUCUCUGGCUCACACACACACAAACACACACACACAUUGAGUUUUGGGUGUCCACUUACCUUCCUCACUUGAUCAGCGUGUGCAGGUGUGUGCACACGUGUGUUUGUUGGGGAGGGGACAUCCUUGGCUGGCUGAAGAAGGACGCUCUUGGAAGUGUGUGAGCUUCUUUCCUUGUCUCUCGGUGAGAGUGUGCGUGUGUGUUCCACUUUUUGAUCCGUCGCUCUUGGAGUGAGUCUGAGCUCCAUGGCAACAAUGUGGCGACUGCUUGCCCUGACCACGCUAGCCCUGCUGACAUCAAGCGCGACACAUGCCUGGAGAGCAGCGCAGCCUCGGCUCCAGUUUACUCACGCUGAGCUGGUGCGUACGGGCCGUCUGCUGUCUCUGCCAUUGGCUGCGGGGGACCUGCACGCCCUUCUGCCGGACGAAGAUGGCCGACGCCUCUACGUGGCCAUGAAGGACAACCUGGUGUCUGCUAACCUGGACGACAUAACGCAAAACCCCCGCAAGCUGUACUGGCCAGCCAGUCCGGAUCGGAUCCAAGAGUGUCUGAUGGCAGGAAAGGACCUGGAGCUGGAGUGUGGCAACUUCCUGCGAGUGCUGCAGCCGUACAACGCCACCCAUCUGUACGUGUGCGGCACCGGCGCCUUCAACCCGCGCUGCACCUUCCUCCCUACCAGCGUCUUCCUCAAGGCUGAGCAGCAGACUUUACUAAUGGAGCAGACAGAGAGUGGCAGAGGCAAAUGUCCAUAUGACCCCAACCAGAGAACUGCCACCUCCAUGAUCGAUGGUCAGCUGUAUGCUGGCAUAUCAUCUGACUUCAUGAGCCGAGACUCAGCGUUUUUCCGGAGCCUUGGUGAAGGUCAUGUGGUUCGGACAGAGCAGUAUGAUCCAACAUGGCUACAAGAUGCUCAGUUUGUGCAUGUGUCCCUGAUGUCUGAGAGUGAUAACCCAGAGGACGAUAAGGUUUACGUGUUCUUCACUGAGCGCGCCCAGGAGGCAGACAGUGCUGCUGGCAAAGUGCUCUACUCCAGAGUGGCCCGAGUCUGCAAGAAUGAUAUUGGAGGUCAGCGGAGCCUGGUGAACAAGUGGAGCACCUUCCAGAAGGCUCGCAUGGUCUGCUCCAUCCCCGGGCCUGAUGGCAUCCAGACCCACUUUGACCAGCUCCAGGACAUCUUCAUCCAGCACGGCAGGGACAAGAAAAACCCUCUCAUCUAUGGGCUCUUCACGACCACCAGUGAUGUAUUGAAUGGCUCAGCAGUGUGCGUGUACCGCAUGCAGGAUGUGGCCCGAGCCUUCAAAGGCAACUUUUAUCACAGGGAGGGACCGCAGUACAAAUGGGCCGAGUUCACAGGCCGGGUGCCCUUUCCAAGACCAGGAACUUGUCCAAGCAGCACCUAUGGGAGUUACAGGUCCACUCGCGAGUACCCUGAUGACGUCAUCUUCUUCAGUCGCACCCACCCUCUGAUGCAGGAGGCGGUGCUUCCACUGGGUGGGCGGCCCUUAGUCAUACGAGUGGGAGUGACUUAUAAGUUCACCCGACUGCUGGUGGACAGGGUGGAGGCUGUGGACGGACAGUAUGAUGUCCUCUUCAUCGGCACAGACUCGGGGCUGGUGCUGAAGUCCAUCCCUCUGCCUAGAGAGCAUGGUCAGGACAUCACUCUGGAACAGAUGCAGGUCUUUAAGCACAAAUCGCCUGUGACUGCCAUGACAUUGUCUAAGAACAAGCAGUGGCUGUUUGUAGGUGCGGCGGAGGGUGUGGCACAGCUGGGGCUGUUCCAGUGUGAGCUGUACGGUCAGGCAUGUCCAGAGUGCUGCCUGGCUAGAGACCCCUACUGCACCUGGGACGGCCACGCAUGCAGCCCUUACAUGCCCAUCGCACGCAGGAGAAAUACCCGGCAGGUGGGAGACGCAGGGGAUCCUCUCAAUCAGUGUGUCAGGCAAGGAGCUGGGCUGCAGGUAGAAACAGAGAGGAGGUCUAUAGUGGUUGCCGUAGGAAACAGCACUUACUUGGAGUGUCUCCCAAAGUCCCAUCAUGCCUCUGUGACCUGGUUGAAGGAAACGGGAGAGAACAGCGCUGAACUCCAUCAGGUGACAUCCGGGGAGAAGCUGGUGGUGAUUGACAGGGGGAUCCUCAUUCCGAGGGCGGAGCUUGUCCAUGGGGGCGUGUACCACUGCCAGCUGGAGGAGCAUGGCUUCCACUGGACAGCGGUCACCAUUCACUUAAACGUGAUUGGUCCCGCCCUGGUGUCCAUCCCCGCCCCAGGCUCCACCCAGUCCUGGUUCCAGGAUGUGAUGUCGCUGAUUCACCCGAGCGACCUGAAGCAGCGAUGCAGGGAGCUCAACCAGCGGCACCAUGGCAACCGGGAGCGGGAGCGCCACCGUGGGCGCAAGAGGGGUGACCGUCACAGGGAGGGAGGGAGAUCGGGAGGAGGAGGAGGAGAGGGGAGGGGGAGGAAGAACAGGAGCAAGGCGCCAACUUCGGCUCAGAGACAGCCCAGGAGUACAUAGCCUUCACGCUGAAGUUGGUUUCUCUCUAACACACGUACACACACACACACACAUACACAUUGACAUAUAAACACAUACUGACACACACACACACACACACACACACACACACACACAUACAUACACACACAGACAUUUAAACACACACACUGACAGAUACGCACAAUCACACAUAGACACACACACACUGACAUAUAAAUGCACACUACACAAAUAUACAGAGGCAUACAUCCAAAUACAGAUAUGUAAGCAAACAUCAGUAUUCAACAUGCCCUCAUACACACAACCAGGAAUACACACACCUUGCACAUGAUCAACACCGACCACACAAGCACACAUAUUUAAGCUGAUGGACUGGAGUUGUGUUCAACGAAGGAUCGCCUUGUGGCGCCCGGUUGCUAAGCAGCGGAUUUUGAAGGACUGUAGGUGAAGGCUAAAGGACGUGGUCAGCAUGAGCGGGCCAUAGAGACUGAAAAAAAAAAACCAAAUCACACUCAAAGAGAGACCAUAUCCGUCCCAUCUGAGAGCCCAGAACGACAGAGAAACCAUGAAGAUUGUACUCAAGAGAAGUCUGGGGCGCGUCCAGGGCUGACCCUAAAGAGACUGGGGGUGUAAAGUAAAAGCACAAUAUCUUCUCUUCUCUGACAUGUUACACACACACACAAAUGUAUUAUGCUGAAAUGUACGUACUUUUCUUAUUUAACUGUUAUUUUUUUGUAUUUAUUUCUCUUUUUCAUUCAUAUCAUCUGUGAUUAUUCAUGACUCAAAAAAGAAAACAAAAAGGCUUGUUGUUAGUGGAAACGUGGGAAUGUCAGAUGUUAGAACUUGUUACACUUAUGACAAUAUUACACUUAUUGUUGAAUGUGAUGGCAGAGUGGCGAGAGUGUUCAGUUUUAUAUAAGCUUCAAAGAUGAUUGGAUGACAUGUUUUGCAAAUGAUGAACAAAAAGAAUCAGUCCAGUCCAGGGAUGUCUUUGUGACUCAUAAGUAGCCUACAGCAUCACAGGCUCAAAGAUAAUCCCUGAUGUUCGGCUGGUCACAGUGAAUGUGGGUGGGUUUAGUGCUACCUGGUUUCGCAAGAUCAUUGGCGCUGGCCUCCUUUCAUGUCUGCCGAACAAUUCAGUAUUGUAUUGUAAGCGCAUAUUGAAGCACCUUUUUUUGAUAAAAAGAGAGAAAAAAAAAAGAAAACGAGAUUUAGGGUGUGUGUGUCUGUGUGUGUGUGUGUGUGCGCGCGCCUUUCCUUGGGCUGAAUGAUGUGACUCCGACCACCCAAUAAUCUCUCCUUUGACACAGGAUGGAGUGUUUUAUCUCUAGAUUAUCCCACAUAUGUGUGCAUGUCAUCCUCUUACUGAUGUAAUUCUCUUCAAGAUGGCUGUCUCCUGUCCACUCCCCUCCCCACUCAAUCACUCUGCCAUACACUUUUAACAUCUUUUAUUUGCUGCAGUGACUCUGUGAACGAAAUAAAGUGUUUUCAAUUAUU
This is a messenger RNA of Alosa alosa (allis shad), 4370 nucleotides long. RefSeq names its product sema domain, immunoglobulin domain (Ig), short basic domain, secreted, (semaphorin) 3H (gene sema3h). The record is from RefSeq and is a predicted model, not a curated record. NCBI's taxonomy places the organism in Eukaryota, Metazoa, Chordata, Actinopteri, Clupeiformes, Clupeidae. The transcript has 17 exons. Gene Ontology annotation, molecular function: neuropilin binding; semaphorin receptor binding; chemorepellent activity. The coding region runs from base 627 to 2891 and encodes 754 amino acids. Gene Ontology annotation, biological process: positive regulation of neuron migration; motor neuron axon guidance; neural crest cell migration.